AUGUUGGGAACCACCCUUUCUGUAGUGCUCGCUGAAAGGCCGACCGGUAACAUUAUUCCUGGCCAAACCUUUAAGCAGAAGUCUCUUCCAUCCCAGACCGAGGAUGACUUGAAAGCUGGCGAGAUACUCGUGAAAACCCUCUACCUGGGUCUCGAGCCGGCGAUGCGAGCAUGGCUCAUGGAUGUCGAUACUUAUUUCCCAGCUGUCAAGAUUGGAGAGGUCAUGCGCGGUUUCGUUCUCGCUCGAGUUAUUGCGUCAAAGAACUCGCAGAUCGAGGUCGGCGAUACUGUCCUCUCUGAUCAAGUGGGGUGGCGCGAGGAAGCCAUCCUCAAAGAAGAACAAUUCCAGAAAGCACCGGAGCUAGGACCCGGCUCCGAAAUAACCGAUCUUCUGGGUAUCUACCAUUGGACUGGACUGACUGCCUACUUUGGACUCAACAAAAUCGGCCAGCCAAAGCCGGGGGAGACUGUCGUUAUUUCAGGCGCGGCCGGCGCCACGGGAAGUGUCGCUGGGCAGAUCGCUAAGAUUGCUGGGGCCAGGGUCGUGGGUAUCGUUGGGAGUGACGAAAAGUGCGAAUGGAUCAAGGAACUAGGGUUCGACGUAGCCCUGAACUACAAAGACCCGGACUUCAAGAGUCAGUUUGAGGAGGCUACUCCGGAUCUCAUUGAUGUCUUUUUCGACAACGUCGGAGGAGAGAUCCUAGAUCUGGCCCUCUCGAGAGCCAAUCUCUUUUCUCGUUUUGUCAUGUCGGGGGCAAUCAGUCAAUACAACUCGGCAUCGCCCACUGGCCCCAAGAACUUGGUAUGGGCAUUGCAAGGAUUCAUCGUCGUUGACUACGCGGGCGAAUUUGACGAUGCCAGACGCCAAAUCGCCCAGUGGAUCGCGGAUGGAAAAAUCCGCACAAGAGCGACCGUUAUUGAUGGUGGCCUGAAGGUUGCUGAAGAGGCUUUGCGAGGACUAUUCAGCGGCACUAACACGGGAAAACUACUGGUUCGAUUCUAA
Molecule: messenger RNA, 1002 nt
Organism: Fusarium falciforme
Lineage: Eukaryota; Fungi; Ascomycota; Sordariomycetes; Hypocreales; Nectriaceae
Product: Putative NADP-dependent oxidoreductase YfmJ
Exons: 6
Coding region: 1-1002 (333 amino acids)
Molecular function (GO): oxidoreductase activity, acting on the CH-CH group of donors, NAD or NADP as acceptor
Source: RefSeq, a predicted model, not a curated record